CGCCUCUCAGUGCACUGUGGGCUCCCACUGUGCCACCACCGUGACACCAGAUUGCCAUGCUCGUGUCCAACGUGAGUCUGAGCGGCUGCGCAGGGGUCAACAGCGCUCUGUGCGCCGGAGCCGGGGAAGGGCACCAGGGGGGAGGCUCAUUCCGGAUCACCCUCAGCCCGACAGGGAACCUCAUUGUGGCUGUGUGCUUAGGCUUCAUCGGCACUUUCGGACUCUUGAACAACCUGCUGGUGCUAGUGCUCUUCUGCCGCUACAAGAUGCUGCGGUCGCCCAUCAACCUGCUCCUGAUUAACAUUUCCAUCAGCGACCUGCUGGUGUGCAUACUGGGAACUCCGUUCAGCUUCGCGGCGAGCACGCAGGGAAGGUGGCUCAUAGGAAAAGGGGGAUGCAUGUGGUACGGCUUCGCAAACUCCCUCUUUGGCAUCGUCUCCCUCAUCUCUCUAGCCGUCCUCUCCUAUGAGCGCUACAGCACCAUGAUCGCCCCCACUGAGGCAGACUCCUCCAACUACCGCAAGAUCUCCAUGGGCAUCGUCCUGACCUGGGUUUACUCCCUGGUCUGGACUCUGCCUCCUCUAUUUGGCUGGAGCCACUACGGCCCCGAGGGACCCGGGACCACCUGCUCAGUCGACUGGACGGCCAAGACGCCAAACAACAUCUCUUACAUCAUCUGCCUGUUUGUCUUCUGCCUCAUCGUGCCGUUCCUUGUCAUCGUGUUCUGCUACGGGAAGCUGCUGUAUGCGAUCCGACAGGUGAGCGGGAUCAAUGCAUCAAUGAGCAGGAAACGUGAGCAGCGUGUGUUAUUCAUGGUGGUGGUCAUGGUGAUCUGUUACCUACUGUGCUGGUUACCGUAUGGCAUCAUGGCCCUGCUGGCCACCUUCGGACCACCGGGCCUGGUCACGCCUGAGGCCAGCAUCAUACCGUCCAUCCUGGCUAAGACCAGCACGGUCAUCAACCCGGUCAUCUACGUCUUCAUGAAUAAACAGUUUUACAGAUGUUUCCAAGCGCUGUUCCAUUGUGAGACUCCUCGACGAGGCUCCAGCUUAAAGAGCUCCUCCAAACUUCCCACCAAGGCCAUGAGAGGUGGAGCGCCCACCGGCCCUCGCCGAUCCAAUGAUUGCCUGUAUAUGGUUGCCUCCCUGGGUCAACCAGCUGCCACAUUGCCCCAACUGGAGGCCUCCUUCGAACCCACCAUUGACGUCACUAAGGCUCCCUCCUCAGACUUCAACAAACCUGUGGUUGUAUCGCUAGUCGCCCAGUUGGAUGACUGAUGGUCAGCUCUAACCGUGGAAGUCUUCAAGUCCUGUGCCAGAAACUCAUCAAAAUUAAAGGUAGUGGGCUUGGACACCAGCAGCGUGCCAAUCCAGGUGGACAGCUUUACCUAGCCUCAUAGCGACGCUGGUCCGAGUUACAAAUGGAAAUCAAAGAUCGCCUUUGGGCGUCCAGAAAUCUGUACGGAGUUCCUCUGCAGAAAAAAGAAGUUCGACUGACUGAGAAUAUGCAUUUGAGAGAUGUUCUUGUAUUUGUUUUAUUUUAUUAUUACUUUUUUUUUUUCCUUUUUUAAUGCACUUUUUAGACAGUUGAUGUAAUAAAAAGAAAAGAUCUGAGGGGGAUUGUUUUGUUCAGUAUCAAAUGCUUGGUAUGGUUUUCAUUUUAAUAAAACCUCAUAUAAAAAGUCAGAUUAGAGGAAGAGGAA
Sphaeramia orbicularis (orbiculate cardinalfish) is the source of this 1702-nucleotide messenger RNA. RefSeq names its product vertebrate ancient opsin-like. The record is from RefSeq and is a predicted model, not a curated record. The transcript is spliced from 4 exons. The coding region runs from base 57 to 1277 and encodes 406 amino acids. Lineage: Eukaryota; Metazoa; Chordata; Actinopteri; Kurtiformes; Apogonidae. Gene Ontology annotation, cellular component: membrane. Gene Ontology annotation, biological process: visual perception; G protein-coupled receptor signaling pathway. Gene Ontology annotation, molecular function: G protein-coupled receptor activity.